Messenger RNA from Papaver somniferum (opium poppy), 1994 nucleotides. RefSeq names its product probable polyamine oxidase 2. The transcript has 9 exons. Bases 302 to 1702 code for a protein of 466 amino acids. Gene Ontology annotation, cellular component: peroxisome. Gene Ontology annotation, molecular function: polyamine oxidase activity. The record is from RefSeq and is a predicted model, not a curated record. Lineage: Eukaryota; Viridiplantae; Streptophyta; Magnoliopsida; Ranunculales; Papaveraceae. Gene Ontology annotation, biological process: polyamine catabolic process.
AACUCGUUCUUCAAAGAGCAAAGAGCAGAGGAAUAUCGACUGUAAUAAUCUCUUCCUGCAAAACCCUUACUGUCGUCUCUUGCACAAAACAAAUUCAUCUUGUUUGUUGGGGUUUAAUCUUGCUGGGUUCAGUUAAAGGCUGAAAAUUGCAAUUCCAAAUUUUUGUGAUCGUAUUAAUAUAUUGUUGUGGCUAAUAUAAUACUACUAGGUUAGGCUGUUUAUUUUGCUGAAUUAAUAAAUAUCUAUUCAAAACAUCUUAAUUAACGGAGAAGAAGCUUGAAUAUAUAUUCUAAUCACAUAAAUGGAGUCAAGAGAACAAAGUAAUCGUAGUAAUCCUCGAUUGAUCUCAGAAUCCUUGACGCGGCCUUCAGCUAUCGUCAUCGGUGGUGGAUUUGCAGGUAUUGCGGCUGCUCGAGCACUUCAUGAUGCCUCGUUUCAGGUUGUUCUGUUGGAAUCGCGAGAUAGAAUUGGUGGUCGAGUCUGCACCAACUACUCAUUUGGUUUUCCAGUUGACAUGGGUGCAUCCUGGUUGCAUGGUGUAUGCGAAGAAAACCCUUUAGCCCCAUUAAUCGGAAGACUAGGACUUCCAUUGUACCGAACGAGUGGAGACAACUCUGUCUUAUAUGAUCACGAUUUAGAAAGUUAUGCACUCUUCGAUGCCGAUGGAAAUCAAGUUCCUCAAGAACUAGUAACAGAGGUUGGCAAGAUAUUUGGGACCAUUUUAAAAGAGACAGAAAAAGUAAGGGAAGAAAACAGUGAAGACAUGUCGAUACUUAAAGCGUUCUCCAUUGUUUUAGAAAGGCGACCUGAUUUAAGGCAACAAGGGACUGCUCACAAUGUGCUGCAGUGGUACUUGGGCAGAAUGGAAGGUUGGUUUGCUGCAGACGCAGAUUCCAUUUCGCUUAAAUAUUGGGAUGAGGUAAAGCUUCUGUCAGGUGGUCAUGGACUGAUGGUUCGAGGUUAUCAUCCAGUUAUCAAUACUCUUGCCAAGGGUCUUGAUAUUCGCCUAAACAGGAGCCUCAGAGUCACGAGUAUUUCACGGCGUCGUAGUGGAGUCAAAGUUAGUGUUGAAGAUGGGUCGACGUUCACAGCUGAUGCAUCAAUUGUGGCUGUUCCUCUUGGCGUUUUGAAGUCCAAGAAAAUAUCUUUCGAGCCCAAAUUACCACAGUGGAAAGAAAAAGCUAUUUCUGAACUAGGAAUUGGAACGGAGAAUAAGAUAGCUUUGCAUUUUGCAAAGGUUUUCUGGCCUAACGUAGAGUUCUUGGGAGUGGUUGCUUCAUCUUCUUAUGGAUGCAGCUACUUCCUCAAUCUUCACAAAUCUACAUCCUACCCUGUCUUGGUUUACAUGCCAGCAGGGAGAUUGGCACAAGAUAUUGAAAAAAUGUCCGACAAAGAUGCCGCAAAUUUUGCCUAUAUGCAACUAAAGAAAAUCCUUCCCGGUGCAUCUGAGCCGAUCAAUUACCUUGUUUCCCACUGGGGAACUGAUAUAAAUUCACUUGGUUCCUAUAGCUACCAUACAGUUGGAAAAUCCAAUGAUCUGUAUGAGAGAUUAAGGAUCCCCGUUGAUAAUAUCUUCUUUGCUGGGGAAGCUACAAGCAUGAGAGUCUUAGAACGGUACGGGGAGCUGGAUUUGCACAAUUUAGCCAUGGACGAGGAAAUGUCUACUUCUCUAGCUGUACCGCUCCCCAUUUCUCGUAUGUGAAGAUUGCAUUUUAUGUGAUGCUGGGGGAAACAAAACAAAAAUAACCUUCUUGUUGUUCCCUAUCAUGUAGUCUAAAUAUAUUCUUCUGUAUAGUGUAGGUUACUUACUCGAAGAACAUCUAGCGGCACAUUUACAUUAGAACCUAGAUGUGGUAUGAAUUGUAUCAAGUUGUUAGUAAUUGAACUAAUGUUUGAACUUUGGAUAUUUAAAGGGAUGGUAUUAGUUUCCCUUCUUGUAAGUAAAAAAAUAUGUGAAGGUAUCAUCAGUAUCACUGAUGUUUGAGCUUUUGAUA